UUGUUGUUGUUGUUGUUGUUGCAGUUGUCAUUCAUGUUGUUGUUGGUUCUGUCGAGAGUUGUAUGUCUUCAUAAUGUGUGUUUUAUCCCCGCAGACCUGGACAGACAGCCGACUGACGUGGACACCAGCCACAUACGGCGGGAUCCAAGACUUCUAUGAUACAGAGCUCGUCCUCUGGAGGCCUCAGAUCAUCGUGGACAACGAUGUGGCUAACCUGGGCAUCCUUGAAAGUGACAAGCUCCUCAUCCGGGCCGCCAGCACAGGCGCCAUGACCUGGGAGCCCCCUGGGAUCUUCGAGACCCACUGUGACGUAGACAUCACCUUCUACCCGUUCGACACCCAGAUCUGUAUCGUGGAGGUGACCAGCUGGGCCUAUACCGUCACCGAGGUGGAUCUACAGGCGCAAGACACUGAGAUCGACUUUAUGAUCAAGCUGCGUCGGAAACCUUCUUACUACGUCAACGUCAUUUUGAUCCCGGUCAUUGUGACGUCACUGCUGUGCAUCCUGGUCUUCCUCCUCCCGGCAGAGUCAGGAGAGAAGGUGGGCUACUCUCUGACCAUCUUGUUGACCUACACCGUCAUGUUGACCCUCGUGGCUAGCUACAUGCCGCCCACCAGCAAAUCUACCUCCGUUCUGAGUGUCUACUUGACCAUCAUCCUAUUCGUGGGCGUGUUCAGUACCUACCUCACCGUCAUGGUCCUCUACUGCCACCACAGAGAAGAAGACAAACCUAUCCCCCCUUGGCUCCUACGUCUCACGACUAGUUUCAUGAUCCCCAUUUCUUGCUGGAGACCCUCCGUGUCUUACGACAACAGCAACAGCAAAAACAACGGUGACAACAAAAAUAAAAUCCAUCCAGACGUCCAAUCUCCGAACGAUGAAUACGACGGUUUUCAUUCGAACGAGCGCUUCAACAGGACGAAAUCGGCCGUGCGAGUUGGUGAUUCGUAUGGCGUGGGCGAUAAAAGGUACUCCAGCAGCAAUAGAGGGAUCUCUGGCGUGAACCAUGAGGACAAAUCCAGACAUCAGGGCCGGCUGGUCAACGUGGAGAGCUACGACACCCCGGAGCUCAAGUGGACGGACAUUGCCGUGAUUCUGGACAAAGUUUGUUUCCGGAUCCUCGGCCUGUUUGUGGCGCUACUGACCCUGGUGGUUCUGCUGGUGCUCAUUAUUGGGGGGUACACGGCGUGAGGGGGUCAGGAGGUCAUCUGAUGACUAGUGGAGGGAAUGUAAGGGGGGAGGGUGUUACGUGGCACUUGGCGAUCGGUCGGUCAGUUCAAGGUCAAUGGAGGGUAAUGGGUUA
Molecule: messenger RNA, 1304 nt
Organism: Aplysia californica (California sea hare)
Lineage: Eukaryota; Metazoa; Mollusca; Gastropoda; Aplysiida; Aplysiidae
Product: acetylcholine receptor subunit beta
Exons: 4
Coding region: 74-1192 (372 amino acids)
Biological process (GO): monoatomic ion transmembrane transport; chemical synaptic transmission; regulation of membrane potential
Cellular component (GO): synapse; neuron projection; membrane
Molecular function (GO): transmembrane signaling receptor activity; extracellular ligand-gated monoatomic ion channel activity; neurotransmitter receptor activity
Source: RefSeq, a predicted model, not a curated record